Messenger RNA from Hyaena hyaena (striped hyena), 4383 nucleotides. RefSeq names its product frizzled class receptor 5 (gene FZD5). Lineage: Eukaryota; Metazoa; Chordata; Mammalia; Carnivora; Hyaenidae. Gene Ontology annotation, molecular function: Wnt-protein binding; Wnt receptor activity. The transcript is spliced from 2 exons. Gene Ontology annotation, cellular component: plasma membrane. Gene Ontology annotation, biological process: non-canonical Wnt signaling pathway; canonical Wnt signaling pathway. The record is from RefSeq and is a predicted model, not a curated record. Bases 793 to 2562 code for a protein of 589 amino acids.
AGCCGGGCGCGUCCCGGGAGCGCCGCCGCCGCCCCCAGGAGUCCGCUGGAGCGCGGAGCCCCCUGCAGGGGAGGAGGCGAGCGGCCGGCGGGACGCGGCGGCGGGCGAGCACCAUGCAGCCCCGGCGGGGCCAGCGCCAGCUGCUCGCGGUGCGGUGAGGCGGCGGGAUCCCCAGACUGCCGCACGCCGCCUUCCUCUCGCCCAGGUGCCGCCGGGCGCGCUCGCCCUUCGCCCGGCUCCCGGACCCCGGUAGAACGCACGGUCGGCUCCUGCUCUGCCCCGCUCGGAUCAUGCGGGGGGCCCCGGAGGAGGAGAGGGCGAGUGACCGGCCUGCGGCGACCGCGUUCAGGGUGCGACCCCCUCUCUGAGAAGCCCCCACCUGCUGCCAUGUGCCUCGCCCCGGGUACCCAGCCUAUCGCCAAACUUUCCGGGUGCCAGCCCGUCUCUGAGUCGCAUUUCUGAGCGAGUGCCCCAGGAACACAGGACCCAGGCUGGCUGCCGACUAUCGGCUUCUCAGGAUCCGCGAAGCUUCUUUUUAAAAGAGUACUUCCCCUGGAAUCGGAGCCCUAACCGUCCCUCCCCAGCCCUAUCUGGCGAAGAGCUGAGCGCUGCCUGCGGAGGCAGCGCCUUCCCGAAACAGUUUAUCUUUGGACGGAUUUAAGAGAAAAAGAAACCAACAGGUUGCCAGCCCGGGCGCCACACACGAGUCGGCGGAAAGGCCAGCCCGGUUUCCCCCGGCUGCGUGGGCCCCGCGCGGGCUGCGGCGGGCGCGGCGAGGGGAGGGAGGGGGCUAUGGCUCGGCCCGACCCAUCCGCACCGCCCUCGCUGCUGCUGCUGCUCCUGGCGCAGCUGGCGGGCCGGGCGGCGGCUGCCUCCAAGGCCCCAGUGUGCCAGGAAAUCACAGUGCCCAUGUGCCGCGGCAUCGGCUACAACCUGACGCACAUGCCCAACCAGUUCAACCACGACACGCAGGACGAGGCGGGCCUGGAGGUGCACCAGUUCUGGCCGCUGGUGGAGAUCCACUGCUCGCCGGACCUGCGCUUCUUCCUGUGCUCCAUGUACACGCCCAUCUGCCUGCCCGACUACCACAAGCCGCUGCCGCCCUGCCGCUCGGUGUGCGAGCGCGCCAAGGCCGGCUGCUCGCCGCUCAUGCGCCAGUACGGCUUCGCCUGGCCGGAGCGCAUGAGCUGCGACCGCCUCCCGGUGCUGGGCCGCGACGCCGAGGUCCUGUGCAUGGAUUACAACCGCAGCGAGGCCACCACGGCGCCCCCGAGGCCCUUCCCGGCCAAACCCACCCUCCCCGGCCCAGCGGGGGCCCCGGCGUCAGGGGGCGAGUGCGCCGCCGGGGGCCCGUCGGUGUGCAAGUGCCGCGAGCCCUUCGUGCCCAUCCUGAAGGAGUCUCACCCGCUCUACAACAAGGUGCGCACGGGCCAGGUGCCGAACUGCGCGGUGCCCUGCUACCAGCCCUCCUUCAGCCCCGACGAGCGCACGUUCGCCACCUUCUGGAUUGGGCUGUGGUCUGUGCUGUGCUUCAUCUCCACCUCCACCACGGUGGCCACCUUCCUAAUCGACAUGGAGCGCUUCCGCUACCCUGAGCGCCCCAUCAUCUUCCUGUCCGCCUGCUAUCUGUGCGUGUCGCUGGGCUUCCUGGUGCGUCUGGUGGUGGGCCACGCCAGCGUCGCCUGCAGCCGCGAGCACAGCCACAUUCACUACGAGACGACGGGCCCUGCGCUGUGCACUGUCGUCUUCCUCCUGGUCUACUUCUUCGGCAUGGCCAGCUCCAUCUGGUGGGUCAUCCUGUCGCUCACCUGGUUUUUGGCAGCUGGCAUGAAGUGGGGCAACGAGGCCAUCGCGGGCUACGCACAGUACUUCCACCUGGCCGCGUGGCUCAUCCCGAGCGUCAAGUCCAUCACGGCGCUGGCACUGAGCUCCGUGGACGGGGACCCGGUGGCCGGCAUCUGCUACGUGGGCAACCAGAACCUGAACUCGCUGCGCGGCUUCGUGCUGGGCCCGCUGGUGCUCUACCUGCUGGUGGGCACCCUCUUCCUCCUGGCGGGGUUCGUGUCGCUCUUCCGCAUCCGCAGCGUCAUCAAGCAGGGCGGCACCAAGACGGACAAGCUGGAGAAGCUCAUGAUCCGCAUCGGUAUCUUCACUCUCCUGUACACCGUGCCCGCCGGCAUCGUGGUGGCCUGCUACCUGUACGAGCAGCACUAUCGCGAGAGCUGGGAGGCCGCGCUCACCUGCGCGUGCCCGGGCCCCGACGCCGGCCAGCCGCGCGCCAAGCCCGAGUACUGGGUGCUCAUGCUCAAGUACUUCAUGUGCCUCGUGGUGGGCAUCACGUCGGGCGUCUGGAUUUGGUCCGGCAAGACUGUGGAGUCGUGGCGGCGCUUCACCAGCCGGUGCUGCUGCCGCCCGCGGCGAGGCCACAAGAGCGGCGGCGCCACGGCCUCCGCGGACUACGAGGCGAGCGCCGCGCUCACGGGCAGGACCGGGCCGCCGGGCCCCCCCGCCGCCGCCGCCGCCGCCGCCUACCACAAGCAGGUGUCCCUGUCGCACGUGUAGGACGCCGAGGCCCAGCGGGGCCGGGAGUGGAGUGAGGGGGGUGGUUUUGUUUGGUAGUUUUGCCAAGUUCACUUCCGUUUACCUUCAUGGUGCUGAUGCCCCCUCCUGGGGCAACUUGGAGAGAGGGGAAAGGGGCCCUUUCAAGGCAGUACCGGUCCCAGGACUUCUCGAAGGGGCUCAGCCCACGUGUAUUCUAUUUUGUGUUUCUUACUACCUUUUUUUUUUUUUUUUAGGGGAACCCCGUUUUUUAAUUUAUAUGUAGUUUUCUUAGUUUUUAAUUUUGUUGCAUUUUGGCAACAAAAUUUACCUUUGCUUUGGGGGCUUUACAAUCCUAAGGUUGGCAUUAUAAUGAAGUUCGGCUUGGUUCAGGUUCCUUUGAACUGUGUGGUCUAAAUUGGGAAAAUCUCUUUCCUAUACUUGUGUCUUUGAAACAAAUGUGAACAGUGAAAGUUUAGGUUGCUAUGACUGGGAGGUUUGUCGGGUGUGAUUUUUCAGCUUGUUUUCUUUCACUGCUUAAAGUGUCCGAGAUGCUUUAAGGUUGAGCUGCUUGUCCCUAAGUUAGGGGAAACCCCAAUUCAUGCCAAGGAGGGGGAGCAUCAUGGGGCUAGGGCCUCCCCAAAGUGACAAGGUUACAGAGGAGAGCAUUUAACCAUUCUGCGUGUGCCAUCCUAGCUUUGUUUAUUUAUCCAGCUUCGGUUUCUUUUAGUAGUACUUGCAAUCAUUCUUAUUCCUAACGGCACCCGGCAUUGUCUUGAAAAAGUUAGAGGUAGCAUUAUAGAGUGCCGGUAUAAAUAUUUGGAAAAGUGAAAACCUCAAGGGUGGUGAUUGGUUGAGCUUGAAUUCUAGACUGGUAAAAUGGCAGCUUUGUGCCAGAGAAGGGGUGGGUGGUUAAUAGGCUUCAAUGAUUCCUCCCCCCCCCCCGCCUUUUUUUUUUUUUUUUAAAGAACUCGUGUUCUGAUUUUGAUAAAGGUAAAUCCCACUCCCUUCUUUUGGAAGUACUUAGAGAUUAGUUGUUAAAGGGGCUGCUUUUUAGAUGUAAGGACUAAAAUGGAUAUACCUCCAGUAAUUAAGUAAAUUUCUAACACUUCUCUUAUCUGCUCCACCCCCAUCCCACCUCCUUUAUCAUGUUAAACAGUCUUUUUGCUUUUCUUAUGCCUCCUCUCCUGGAGAGCUGUGAUUAAGAAGCCACACCCACCCUUGAAUGCGGUGCUUGAACUGGGGGCAGGGAGGCUGGCUACCUGUGAACAAACAUUGGCAGCAAUGAGGGAAAAUAAGUGUCCCUGGACUUUGGACUAGUUUAUUAGCCAGAUAUUCCAAAAGCAGCCAAACAUUGCUCUCUGCAGUCUCUCAAAACAAAUGACACCCAUAAUACACAUAUAGAAGGUUUUAAAAUCUGGCUCAGGGUACUGCUGCUGCAAGAGGAAAGCUGUCCUCUCUCCCCCACCUCGGUAUGUCUUUUCUCUUUGAGAACGCCAAUAUAUUGCUGAAGCACACGCUUGCAUGCGCCCACAUGCACAUGCGCCUGCACUUUGCUAUUAGAGAAUUCUGUUUGCUUUCGGAAAUGCUUAACCAUUCAUUAAUAUAUGAAAGCCUAUAUGUGAACACACACACACAGGUUUCUCUACUAUUUAAGAAUUCUGUUUGCCUUUCUAAUCUGUUUAGGGGUUCCUUCAUGAAGAGUGUGAGGCCAUGACUUGGAGACGGAGGUGAUAGUGCAUUGGCCAGCAAAAUACCAAUGACCAGGGUUGAGUGGGGACUGAAUUUAGGAGGCUAAAGUAUCAAAAACAAUUAAAAAUUUAGACUGACUCCCUAGGAAAAUGA